AUGCACGAGGGGUCCGAUUACAUCGAGUAUACGGAAAACACCCCGCUCGUGUCGGCUCCCAAGUCCGGUGGUGCCGUCCCGCGUGGAUCUACCCGCCGCGGAGCAACUCCCUCGGCCGAGCGCCUGGAUGAGCAGCGGGCGCCCGCCCGUUCGACGCGCCUGCGCGAGCCGAAGUGCAACUGGACGCCGGCUGCCGACAGCGCCGACGCCGACACCGACGCCGAUGCCCCCCCGAGCCAGCAUCACCACCACCAUGAGUGCCCCCGGCACUCGGCCGCCGCGCAGGCCCGCGGUGGCAUCAUGUACGAGAAGGAGUGGGACGCCGACGCCGACACCGACGCCGAUGCCCCCCCGAGCCAGCAUCACCACCACCAUGAGUGCCCCCGGCACUCGGCCGCCGCGCAGGCCCGCGGUGGCAUCAUGUACGAGAAGGAGUGGGAGUAUGAGGACGCCCCAUUCGACGGCCGGGCCCUGGCUGGCGAGACUCAGAUCCCCAAAGACCAGCUCCCUCCCCUGAAGCUCAACCCCGAUCGGCCCCUGUCGGACGAGGAGUUUGACAUGGUCGUGUCGGAGAUCCGAUAUGCCAUUGCACGUGGCGUCUACCCGGAGCGCAUUGUCCAGGGCUCCUCUGGGUCCUACUUCUGCCGGGACCGCUUCGGCAAUGUGAUCGCCGUCUUCAAGCCCCGCGACGAGGAGCCCUACGGCGCGCAGAAUCCCAAGUGGGCCAAGUGGCUCCAGCGCAAGGUCCUCCCCUGCUGUUUUGGGCGGAGCUGCCUCAUUCCGAAUGUCGGCUACAUUUCCGAGGCCGCGGCUUCGGCCGUCGACCGGCACCUGGGUCUGGGCAUUGUGCCCCGGACGCGAGUGGUCCGCCUGGCCUCGCCGACCUUCCAUUACAGUGCCUACACGCGGGCUGUGGCGUCGGCCGCGGCGUCGGCAUCGGCCGCGGCAUCGGCUGCCACGGGCAAUACCCCGCCCGAUGCGGCUGGCCGGCCGCAUGCCAGCACCGGUGCCGGGCGCCUGCCCCGGAAGAUCGGCUCGCUGCAGGUGUUCAUGCCGGGCUUUGCUGAUGCGCAGUUUGUCCUGGGCAAGCUGCCCAAUCCCCAUGGCGCGGAUGACAAUAUGACGCUGUUCCAGCUGCUCUUCGAGCGUCUGGUCAUUCUGGACUACCUGAUUCGAAACACCGAUCGUGGCAAUGACAACUGGCUCAUCCGCUACAAGCCGCAGGAGAUCAAGCUUGACCAGUGCCCAUACAAGAAGAAGUAUUGCCCCUCGAUGGCCAUCAUCAGCGAGCCCUGGAUGCAGUCGAUGUCCUCUCUGGAGAACCUGCCGGCAAAGCAAUCCACCGAGGCCAUCCGGCUGUCGAUCAAUGAUCCCGAGAACCCCAAUGACCACUGGGAGCCGGUGGACGCGCCGCCAGGGGUCUCGCCCGAAACCAUCACCGAUACCCAGGCCUUCCGGACGGUUAUCGAGCAUGUGAACCGGAUUUCGGCCCCCGUGGAAACGGCCCCAGGGAUGGUGCAGCAGCCGGUCAUCGGGUCCCGGCCGCCGGUGGCCCCACUAUCGACUCUGGGGUCGCUCUCCAGCUCGGCACGCUUCCGCCUCGGCCGCUCGGCCCUGCAGACGCCCUACCUGUCGAUUGCGGCCAUUGACAAUGGCCUGGCCUUCCCCUGGACGCACCCGGAGAACUGGCGCACCUACCCCUUCGGCUGGACCUCCACGCCCCAUGCGCAUGUGCCCUUCUCCGAGCCCACCCGCCUGCAGUUUGUCCCGCUGCUGGCUGAUGAGACCUUCAUGAAUCAGCUGGUCGAGGAGCUGCGCGCCAUUUCCCGCCUCGAGGGGGUGGCUUACAGCGAGUCGGCCUUCGCCGGGCAGAUGGCUGUCCUCCGUGGCCAGGCGGCCAACCUCGUCAAGGCCCUGCUCAAUGGAUAUACCCCGCUGGAGCUGACCCAGAUGCCGCCGCUGCUCAUCCAGCAGAGCGAUGUCAAGCCCGGCGUCGUGCGCCGAUACCUGUCCGAGCCCGCCCGUGCGCCCACCUUCUCCACUUGGUAA
Molecule: messenger RNA, 2049 nt
Organism: Fonticula alba
Lineage: Eukaryota; Rotosphaerida; Fonticulaceae
Exons: 8
Coding region: 1-2049 (682 amino acids)
Biological process (GO): Golgi organization; endosome organization; phosphatidylinositol phosphate biosynthetic process
Cellular component (GO): plasma membrane; endosome; trans-Golgi network
Molecular function (GO): 1-phosphatidylinositol 4-kinase activity
Source: RefSeq, a predicted model, not a curated record